AGGAGGCCUGGGCGCGUUGGCUAAUCUGCGUCAUGGCUGAAGUCCCAGAAGAUUAUGAUUCCGGCCCGGGUGAAGAAGAAGACCUGCAGUCUGAAGGACCAAAACUGCCUGACUCUCUUAUGACGACUAAAGAUGCCGAACCAGACACCAUGGCAGAAGCAGGUCCAGAGCUUCCUGUAGAAACUGACGACGAGCCACAGCCAGAGACGGAGGAAGAGGACUUUAAAGAGGCUCCAGAGAAUGCUAAGGAUGUAUACCCAUACCUAAAACCAACCAAAACAACUGAGGAAGAGAUUCUCAACAAGUCCAAGACAGACCUUUAUAGCGAUACUGAGUUAGGGAUUCCCCAAGAGGUAGAGUUGGAGACAUCCAGACAGAUAGGAGGUGAGUUUUUCAAGGAUUUGGAGAUCCCUGUGGAUGAAAAGCUUGAGGACCAAGAGGAGGAAGCCAAGCCAGAUGUUACAGAGGAUGUACUCAUACAGUCAGCUAAGGAAACAGAGCUAGAUCUACCAAAGGAAACCAAGUCUGAGGUUCCAGGGGCAGCAAUCAGUGAGACAAGAUUAGUGUUAACAGAGGAGACCAAACAGGAGGUUCCAGACGAAUCACUCAGAGAGCAAUAUAAAGAGACAGGUCUAGAACCUGCAGAGAAGACCAAACCUGAAUUUCCAAGUGAAAAACCAAGAAAAUCAAUUGAAGAGGCAGGUCUACAGCCAUCAAAGAUGACCACAGCAGAGAUUACAGAGAAGACACAAAGUAAGUCACCUAAGAAUAGGACAGAACCACCUGGGGAGGCCAAACCAGAGUUUCCAGAAGAGAAACUAAGUAUGUCUACUGAGGAAAUACAGAGAAAGUCAACUGAAGAGAAAAUUCCAGAGCCACUAGAGAUUGAAUCAGAGUUUUCUGAGGAAAAAUCAAGAAAACCAAUUGAAGAAGCAGUUCUAGAGCCAUCAGGAAAGACCAAAUCAGAAGUUCAAGGUGAGACACAAAGAAAGUCAACUGUGGAGAAAGUUCUAGAGCUACCAGAGGAGACUAAACCAGCAGAUCAAAAAGAUAAGCAGAAAAAAUCAACAGUGGAGACAGGACUAGCACCAUCACAGAAGUCCAAAUCAGAGAAGACACUAAGACAGUCAACUGACGGGAAAGGUCCAGAGCCACCAGAACAGACUAAACCAGAGUUUCCAAAGAAAGAACCAAGAAAGUCAACUGAGGAAAUAGGUCAAGUGCCACCAGAGAAGACCAAACCAGAGAUGCAAGAGAAGACACAAACAGAGCCAAAUGAGGAGACAGAUUUAGAGUUACCAUAUAAAGCCAAACCACUUCUUAGAAGAAAGACCCACGUAGAAUUUGCCAGCGAAGAUAGGCCAGAACCAAUCAAAUUUAAGCAUUCUGUAGACAAAGACAAGCUAGAGCACUCUGAUUAUCAAACAAGAAAGUUGUUAGUAAAAGAAACUAAAAAAGUGUCAAAAGACUCUGGGUCAGGGUCUCUUUCAGUAAGUGAAGCAGACUCAGGGAAUAUAGAUUAUGAGUUUUCUAAAGAACUCCAAAAUGUAUUUCAGCUUUCUGAUACCAAUUAUGAAUUAUACUCAUAUUUCUCUGAGUCUCAGAGGGAUUUAAAAGGGUCCCCUAGUGAAAAGAGAGUUGUAGAUCUGUCCUCAGAGUUGAUGAAACAUGAAGAUAAAGAAGCCCAGCCCUGCAAAAAAACUGACCUACAAUUUGAGUAUCUUAAAUGGAGCCCAGAGAAAGUUGCAGAGUGGAUUAGCCAGCUAGGCUUCCCUCAAUACAAGGAGUGUUUUACAACAAACUUCAUCAGUGGCCGAAAGCUCAUCCAUGUAAACUGCUCAAAUCUCCCUCAGAUGGGGAUAACAGAUUUUGAGGACAUGAAGGUAAUUUCUCAGCAUACUCGGGAGCUACUGGGAAUUGAAGAGCCAUUAUUCACACGCUCCAUCAGCCUUCCCUACAGGGACAAUGUUGGCUUAUUUUUAGAGCAAAAAGGUCAUACUGGAGUUAAAUCUGAUUCCUUAACCUUGUCUGAAUUUGUGCAAGAGGCAAGAUUACAGGAUUAUGCUCCAGAAAUAACCACCCCUGAAGAGGAUGGGACAUUAUAUUCCACUGAACCAUAG
This is a messenger RNA of Vicugna pacos (alpaca), 2120 nucleotides long. It is a transcript of the gene SAMD15, whose product is annotated as sterile alpha motif domain containing 15. Gene Ontology annotation, molecular function: protein binding. The record is from RefSeq and is a predicted model, not a curated record. Lineage: Eukaryota; Metazoa; Chordata; Mammalia; Artiodactyla; Camelidae.